AUGCCUCCAUUAGAUAAACGAAUUAAGAAGUUCAUCAAGGACUCGAUCAGAGUUGCUCCGCGCAUUUCUGAAAAGGGGGAGCUUGGUGAACUGAGAACUGGUUUAGUGUCCCAAUAUCCACAGACUCGUAAGGAUGCUAUCAAAAAGACUAUCCAGCAAAUGACUCUGGGGAAAGAUGUUUCUUCAUUAUUUCCAGAUGUUGUGAAGAAUAUUGCCACAAAUGAUGUUGAACAAAAGAAGUUAGUCUAUUUAUAUGUCAUGAAUUAUGCAGAAACUCAUCCAGAAUUAUGUAUUUUAGUUGUUAACACUUUUGUUACUGAUGCACAAGACCCAAAUCCAUUGAUACGUUGCAUGGCCAUAAGAACAAUGUGUAUGAUCAGAGUGGACAAGAUUUUAGAAUAUAUCGAAAUACCGCUGCGUCGAACUUUACAAGAUGAUAAUCCUUAUGUGAGAAAGACAGCUGUCAUUUGUAUUGCCAAAUUAUUUCAGUUGAAUAAAGAAUUAUGUGUUGAAAUUGGUGUGUUGGAUGAUUUAAUUGCCGCAUUAGAUGACUCAAAUCCUAUGGUGGUAGCGAAUGCUACUGCUGCAUUGACUGAAAUUAGCGUAAUGGAUCCAGAUGCAGUGUUACUGCUUGAUUUAAUUAGCUCACAUGUCAACCAAUAUUUAUUGGCAUUGAAUGAAUGCACCGAGUGGGCAAGAAUUACAAUUUUGACAGCAUUAACAGAAUACCAGGCAAAGGACUCUAUAGAGGCCCAACAAAUUAUAGACAGAGUUACAGCUCAUUUACAACAUGUUAACCCUGCAGUAGUAUUAUCAACAAUAAAGGUCAUCAUAAGAAACUUAGAAUUAACACAACCACAAUCCAGCAAUUCUGUAAUUAUGAAGAAAAUGACAUCUGCUUUAGUUUCGUUGAUGUCUACACCACCGGAAUUACAAUAUAUUGCAUUGAAAAAUAUAAGAAUUAUCUUAGAAAAAUAUCCGGAACUACUUUCAAAAGAGUUGAGAAUAUUCUACGUUAAAUUCAAUGAUCCUCUGUAUGUAAAAUUAGAGAAGAUCGAGAUUAUGGUUAGAUUAGUUGAUCCUGCAAAUACGAAGCAAUGUCAGUUACUAUUAUCCGAGCUAAAGGAAUAUACCAUGGAAUUUGAACCUGAAUUCGUGUCACGCUCAAUUCAAGCUUUAUCUCAGUUAGGGAUUAAAUAUUCACAUGAAACUUUUGUUAGUAAAGUGCUAGAUAUUUUAAUUGACUUUCAAGAACGGCAAGAAAGUUACAAAGAUGAGUGUUGUUCAGCAAUGUGUGAUUUAUUGAGACAUUGUUCUACUAAUGAUGAAAUGAUCACUAGUGUAUGUGCUAUCUUAAAUGCUUGGUCCGAUCCAGAUUCAAUGUUACAAAGAGACGAUGCAAAAUGUAACUAUAUAUGGCUACUUGGACAGUACCCAAUUAAAUUUCCUUCUUUGACAGAAAAAAUUAGCAUAUUUGUAGACAAUUUUGUCCAUGAGGAACCUUUGACACAAACAUCGAUAUUGAUGACUAUCGUGAGAUUGCACUCGCAAUUACCAGGAUCUAUACUACAAAACAUUUUAGAAUUGGCUACAAAUCAAACAAAUGAGAUUGAUGUUAGAGAUUUGGCUAUGAUGUAUUGGAGAUGUCUAUCAAUGCCUAAUGUUGAAGGACUAGUUAAACAAUUAUGUUCCAUGAACUUACCACAAAUUGCUAGCACGUUGGAUAAAUUAUCUCCAGAUGUUUUGGAAAAAUUGUUGAGAGAACUUUCUACAAUUAGUUCCAUAACCCUAAAACCACAAGUAGACAAUAAAAAUAAAUAUGCGCAACACCAGAGAGUCAUCAGGGGUAAACAUUUAGACGAAUUAAAGGAUAUAGCCAAAAACGAACUUGCAUACAACAUGAAUGAUGAGGUCUUAUUGGAUUUCGAUGACAACGACAAUGACGAUAAUUACAGUUCAAAUAACUCCAAUCCAAUACAGAAUUCCAGCGCAUUAGACGAUUUAGAUGAUCUUUUUAACUUUGGUAAUAAUACUAAUUCAAAUGCUGAUGGAAGUGCAAUUGAGCAAGGAAUUUACGAUUUAGAUAUUCACAAGAAAGAUAAUCAUGAUCAGGAAACGUCUUCGAACACUCAAGAAUUAUUAGAUUUGUUUUAA
Tetrapisispora phaffii CBS 4417 is the source of this 2154-nucleotide messenger RNA. It is a transcript of the gene APL2, whose product is annotated as Apl2p. Lineage: Eukaryota; Fungi; Ascomycota; Saccharomycetes; Saccharomycetales; Saccharomycetaceae. The transcript has a single exon. The coding region runs from base 1 to 2154 and encodes 717 amino acids. Gene Ontology annotation, biological process: intracellular protein transport; vesicle-mediated transport. Gene Ontology annotation, cellular component: membrane coat. Gene Ontology annotation, molecular function: clathrin binding. The record is from RefSeq and is a predicted model, not a curated record.